CUCGGGAAAACGGUUCUGCAUUCUCGCAACUUUCAGCGCAACAACCAUGGCGACGCUCGUGCGGAAGAAGGCCAAGCCAAAGCAGCGGCCGCUGCAAGAACUUCCGGAGCAUCCGCUGGUCGCAAGCGGUGCACCUUACCGUGGCAAUGGAGGAACGUCCUCCGGCACGCAGGACGGAAGCAUGGCACAACAGACAAGUCCCGUCAAGAUUCACGUUUCGUCGGACGACUUGCUUCUAAUGGAAGACUUCAACGACAGCGGGCCGAGUCCUGUGACUCCAAGCGCGCCAGACAUCGAUAUCCUGAGAGAUAGCAAACGAAACGAGCAACUUGACCACUGGGAAGCCAUCAUGAUGGGGAGUCCGAUGACCCCAUCGAUGACGGUUCUCCCGUCGCAGAUGCGACAUCUUGACGGGUUCUCCUUGACGGGAGAGAAUCCACCGCCAUCGUCGACCGAAAGAACCCACGCAACCACUGCCCCCGUAACGACCUUGCUCAAUGGUGAGUCGCCCGACUCGUCGCCCGUUCUAGCGACGCAGACUGCUCGCCCGGUCGAGAAAAAGUACACGCUGCCUCCCGCGUCCGUGACAAUGUCUUCGGUUGCCGACCUCCUCGUACCUUCCAAGGCAUCUCGAAUGCACCUCACAGCUCCAGUCUAUCCCGUCCUCGCCCAGCUCAAGCCAAUCGUGCUCCCUCAGUCGAAUCGCAUAACCCAAGCUCCCCCAAUCCCGGCGCAAUACAUCGAAGCACCUCUCGUGCCCCUGCAAGAGCUUCCGCGCGUUCCGUUGCAGCGCUUCGAGCACUACGACGACCACGUCCAUCUCCGCGACGACUCGCUGCGGCACUUCGAAGAGCGCCUUCGUACGAUCGAGACGACGCCCGACGACUUUUACCGCCUCGUCGAGGCCUACCUCCAUUUCGAGCAUGCACUGCGGCAGGCCCAUGUUCAGCUCGUCCAGCGCGUUGCCGACGUCGACGAGCGCCGCGCGAACGUGUGGACAAUUGACUUUGACACGGCAUCGACGACUGCCCUCUGCGGAGAUUUGAAAAGUAUUGAAGAAUCUGUGGAGUACCAGACUGCCAGCAUGAACCACGACCUGCAAGUGGCCCUGGCAACCCAGUUGACGCACCUGCGACAACAGCGCACCGCCGAGGCCGCGCUCCAUCUAUAUGACCGAGCGCUGAGCUACCUCCGCAUUGAACAGGCAGUGGAUCAAGUGAUCGAUGGCGGCGAUGUCGCUGCCAUUCAAGCACUCAUGGACACCCUCUUCUUCUUUGAAAAGAACUUGACGCAGCCGCGGUUCGUUGGGACCGUGCCAACUUCGGUCCGUCGCGGACAGCUCGUCAUGGACAAGAAUCACUCCAAGUCGCUCUUGUGCCACGCGUGCGGCAACUUGACGGCGCUGGAAGGAAGCGCGCGAGUCGUUGCGUGCGCGCGAUGUGACGCGCUGUGCUUUGUGCCCCAGACCACGAUCGCGCUCUCGUCCAAAGAGUUUCAAGGCGCGAUCGCCCAAGUCCGACGAAGUGUGCAGCACUGGCUCACGCGAUCGAUGGCAAAAUUGCACUCAAACUCGGCGAGUCGAUCGAAAGAAGUGGUGCCGUGGCUAUUGACGCAUCUGCUGCACAUGCCAGGUCUGGCAGUCGAGCGGCAGUGGGCCGUGAGCUUUCUCCAAUUCCCCGAUCGAGACACGUGGGACGAAGUCACCCUCGACCACUUUCUCGCGAUGACGCAUUUACUCUUCCACCCGUCUGUCCUGCCCAUGCAAUACGCUGACAACUCUACCGAGAACGCCGACACCCCCCCAGACGAGUGGCUGCUGAUAGAGCCCCCGUCCCAAGGAGAGCUCUCCGUAUUGGACGCCGACUACGUCCUUCUGUGGCGACAAUUCCCCCUCGAGACCGCCCUCGCUCACUGCACGGGGCUUCCCCACCACGCCGCGUACAGCCGUCUGCUGUAUCUGGUCAACGAAUGCACGGUCGUGUUUGAAAAGUUUGCAGAUUACGAUGGCCUGGUGACUGCCGUGUCGGAAAGUCUCGGAGCGAUCCUGCAAACGGCCGCCGUGGCGUCCCGUGGGUCGCUCUUUGAUCAACUGUUCCAGAUCGGAUUGUUUGGUGUAGUUAUGGCCCGCAGCCACAAAGUGUACAGCAGCCUGCCUUCGUGGUGCUAUUACGCCCUCAGUCCCGGCGGCAAGUGGGAUGCGCUCUCGGCUUUCUUCUUCCAGCCGUAUCUUCCCCCGACGCUCAAGACGUACGUUCAGUUUCAGUGCUUCUUGGCGGAAAACCCGACGCUCCGUACGCGGCUGUACCAUGAAGUGUCUCGAAAUGAUGCGCUGCUUCAGGCGGUGGGGGUCCUUGCUAGCCACACGGAAUGGAGCGAGCUCGUCCAGACGAUCGUUCACGAAAUCUUUCUCUGCUUCAUGGCGACGCACGAAGCGCUGUUUGAAGCCCACGUUCGUGUGCUCACGGUGGUUUGCACAGCUCACCCGACGGCCAUGUCCCAGCUCCUCGCACUCGUUGGGCAACACGAUGCCGCGAUCGCUCUCUUCCCUCGACUGCCCAUCCAGUUGUGGCACCCCAGUGCGGCUGAUCUCAAUGUGUUCCAGGCGUGGCUCAUGCUGGACAACUUGUCCGACAAGAAGAGCGCCCUCGUCCGCACGAUUCUGGAAAACUUGAACUGGGACUACCAUUCAGGGGAGGCUGUCCUGGCGCUGCACCCCACAGUCCACCGCCAAGUUGCGCUGAUGCUGGUCGAUGCCACGAUGCAUCACGCAAGCCAAGCCACGUGGGGCAGUCGACUCGUCGCCGUCGACUUUUCGUCGUGGAGCUGGACCGUCAUGCUCAAGCUGCACUUCUAUUCCACUGCGACGUACCAGCCGUAUUUGAAACUCAUCCAUCUCGAAUCGGACUUGACCAAAGAUGCCAUGAUCUUACGGCGGUACACGACAAGCCUCCCCAAGUCCCACAUCGUGCUCGGGAAGGCAGAGUACACCCUGGACCUCAAGAGUUGCAUUGCAUUUGUGGACGCAUCCACGUCAGCCACAGCGCUUUCGACGGGAGUUCACUUGCACGACCCUGAAGGCGACGACACCAGUGCCGACGAUCCUGUUGUGCCUCUACACCAAAUGGAGCCCAUUGUGCUCUAUGCAGUGUGCCAACUGACCGAUCACUUGUACUCGACGUGCAUUGACAAGUUUGCGCCGCUUCUGUCGCUGCUUCUCGACCACAAACGACCUGUCGCAGUCCUCCAAGUGCUUGAAAAUAUCCUCCCGACCUUGUCACAAGCUGUCUUGACGCAGGACGACGUCCACAAGUUUAUCAAGAAUUACAUGGAGCACAACCUUGACUGGCGCAGCGUUGUGAAGCUCCUGCACAAGAACUUGUACUUUGUUCCAGACGCCGACAAGUCGGCGCUGGUCCAGCAGUGCCUGGCCGACCGAGACGGCAGCAUGCCCCUCAACCAAGUCCUUCCCGUUGUCGUAUCAACGCUUGAGCAAAGCCUGUGCUUCCACCCGGCCGUCCUACCGGCGCUGCUCGACCAACUUCCGUCCACGUCAUGGAUGCAAUCGGCCGUGUCGACCUUUGUCGGGCUCAAAACGGCCGUGCUGAAGCAGCCACAGACGUACCUCCCCGACCUCGUCCGGCUCAUCCAGCGCCAGUACAUGCAAACGAAUCACAACAGCAACGUGCUGCUCUUUUGGCUCGUUGUGCUUCUUGGCAUCCCAAAGUGGUCCGACGCGUCCGUGUACCGCGAACUGGUUGACACGUUGAUCGAGUGCGCCAUGGUCCAUCGUCCCGACACGAUGCCCGAGAUCGAAACCCCCUUCCGCCUCUAUCUCGACCACAUGUGCACCACGUUCCCCACGAGCUCGCUCAGCUUUGUGUCGGCCACGUACUCAACUUAUACAAGCUUUGUCUUUGGGGACGCCAAGCCCAAGGAAAUGUACCUCGCGUUUCUCUCCCUCGUCAUCGAAGUCCGCAAGGAGAAGGAACUGUUCAAAGCGCUCGGCCACAUUGUCCUGAAAUCCAAGCUCAAACUCAAGAGCCUCGACACCCUGCGCGCGAAAGGCCGCCUCGCCACCGAGCUCUACGUGUUUGGCAUCGAUACAUCGCAACCGACUUUGUACGGCCAUGUGGACUUGCAAUUCCAGCAGUGGACCGGGCUCAAGCUGUUUAAAGUCGCGUCGUUUCUCGUGCUCAGCGACCAUCCCGUCGACCUCCUCUUGUGGCAACUAUUCUUUGCCCUCUACUUUGCGUCGGUCGGGUCCGAGUGCUUUGGGUAUAUGAUGCUCGAUCUCGAGCCCAAGACCCGCAAGGCGCUUCAAACCAAGUGCCGGACGCUUUCCAACGCGUAUUCGAGCAAAGUGAUGCACCAAACCAGCACCAUCAACCCUGUCGUGGGGGACCUCGCCCGCAUCUACGCUGGCAUGGACACGUGGCUCGAGAAUCCCGACGUGGCGAGCUGGCUAACCCAGUUGAACCACCUCCCGAGCCACUACAACACCGACUAUUUGAAGCAAAUCUUGGGGCUGAGCAAAGUGCUAUUGCAUACGAGCGACGCCAUCGACAUGCACACCAAGACGAUCUGGGAAGACAUUGCGCCGUUCCUGUGGCUGCACUUGUGCGACUUUUCCAAGCCCGCGGACGUGGAGCAGUCUGUCCCGUCGCCGUCGAAACCCACGGAAAAUGCAUCCACUGGCAGUGUGCCGCCCAUCGCACGGCUUCCGUUUCACGCCCCAAAGUACUUUCGAUUUUCUCCCGUCGUCAAGGAAGACAACAUUCGGUCGCUCCAGCUCAGUGUCGAGCCAUUCUGCGAUCGAGCCAUGGUGUACACGGACGUGUUGGCGCAGCUUGUGACCCUCGAGACCGAGUUCCUCGAUCACUUGAGCGGAUUGUACCAGCCAAAACACCGCGUGAUCCACACGAGCCGCCCCUGCGAUGGCAACGGUCCCAACCAGCCAUGCAAACGUCCGAGCGCGCUCCAUUUGGAGUACACGGAAUGGACGGUGGAUACGAACCGGCAGGAGCGCCUCGACCAGUUUCGCGUGCAAUGCGCCAAGUUUGACUUGUGGACGUCGUUGCCGGUCCAAGCCAUGAUGGAGCGACCGCUGUACCUCCAGCUGACAUCGCUUGACGCCCAAGUGUGCUACCAGAUCCUUCUCAUGGACCAAAUGGUGCACCAGUUGACGGCGGCGUCCGAACAGUACAAGGAGGUCGGAGUCAAGUGGUUUCACGCGCUCGUGCAGCUCGACUCGAAGCAAACGCGGCGAUUUCCGCCGUUCCAAGAAGUGCUCUGGCGCAGCAUUAAGUCGCUCGGUAUGGCAUUCAUCAAGGUUGACGCGGACGAAACGAGCGGAUUGCUGCGGUUCAUGCUACAGGACGCCGCCCGCGUCUGCUUGCUAGCCGACUGCUUUUUUCCAAACCAAACCCCCACGCGGUUUGUCGAGUACUUCGCCAACAUCAUGUACGAAACGGAGCACUUGGAGCCGACGGAUCGUCUCCAGCUCCUCGACCGCUUCGACAUUGCGCUGUGGCUCGACCACGACCCGAUCUUGUUUGACCGGGACACCCUCCUCAGCAUCAUUUUGGCCGAACUCGUCCUGAACAACCGCAACAUCGAACACGGCAUCCUUCGCAUGCACGCCAAGAUGAUCCACGUGCUGGCGACGCACUACCUCGACGACCACAUUGACAAGAUUCUUUGCGCGCUUCUUGGCAUUUACGAAGUCCACUACGCAUCCGAUCUGCACGUGAUGCGGGCGUAUUUUGAGCCGGCCGUCGCAGCGUCGACACCGCAAGCCCUGGACGUAUCGAUGUGGCAGGCGUUGCUGAAUAUCCCACCGAGUUGCUGGAGCAACUGCGCCGUUGUCCCGCAACUCGUCGAGCGCAUGGCACAGUUUGUGUUGCACGCCCGAAUCAAGGCCCAAGCCGUGUCGAGUGGGAAACCAAAGGACACGUCGGCGUUGGUCGCACAGACGAUCGACGCCAUGUACCCGAUUCUGCUCUGGCACAGCCCCAACGCGAUCCUGCGACCCAUGUGCGACCUCAUGCUGCUAUGGUUGAAGGCCCAGACGACCGCUGACUCGCUGUGGCUUGCCGCCACCAAGCUCUUCCAAGCGUUCUUGACUGUGCUGUACACCCCCGGCUCUACAGCCGACGGCACGACCAUUGUGGGUCCAUGGCCGCCCACUGAGCUCGCAGCGGACCAAAUCGUGUGCAAUGCUCUCCAAGCUGCUUUGACCAUGUACCUGGAGCAUUCGCCACCAUGCGACCGCGAACGCCUCGACAACAUUUGGCAGUUUUACCGCGGCGUGCUCCUUCCCCACGCUUCCGAUGCCGUUGCAGGAUCGUACUACGACGUGCUGAGCCGUUUGCCAUGGACGAACUGGGCCAUUACAGAAGUCACCCUGAAUGAAAUGAAGGAGUGCGUGACGAGUCAUACCCACGUCGUGCACAAAUCGAGCGUGAGCUUCAAGUACCAGCCAUCCAUUCGAGCGAACGUGCUGCUCGUCGUCCGAGACGUCCUCGAUCAAGUGCCGUGGCACCGCAUCACAGACGAGUACCUGGCGACGCAACCGCCCCAUGUUACGUCGUCGUUUUACAUCAAGUACCACGUGUUGCUGUGCCAUGUGCUGUUGCUCGAGCAAUCGCCGCAGCAACUCUCGACAACGUUCAAGCAAUGCCAGCCCCACCCUCGAUCGAUCAAGGCGGCGGAAGUUGAAGCCAUCUGCAACGGGAUGUCGGCGCUGGUCCUUCAUCCGUCCAUCCUAUGUGUCGCGCCGCGCAACGAUGCAACCCCUCGUUUCUACGCGGCGUUUCGACUCGUCCUGAGCUUGUGCGGCCUCGAACUGACUGCAGUCGCUGGGGACGAGCUCAAGAAGGCGAGCGUCGUCCUCCACUGCCUCAGUGUCUUUCUCCACCCAGCGUCACCCGAGUGGAAGCAGAACUUUUCCAUGUUCGAGUCCACCUUGCUGGGGCUCGUCCAAGCCAGCCUUCACGCGGUCUACGAUCUCCUCACCCUCCUUCAUGCCCAACUCGACACUCUCCACGCAACAUUCAAGUCUGACCAUAUCUUGGCACUGUACUGCGACAUCUUCAAGCUGUGCAACUUGCCCUUCAUCUCCCAGGCCGCAUCAACCCCCUUGGACGUGUGCAGCUGGAUGGAGCUGGAAGCCAAGGUCACCGUCGUGAUUCCACCAUCGUCCCAGGAAUGCACGAUGCUGUCGUUGGAAAAGUGCACGAUGUGGAGCGCUGCGGGGUGGCAGCUCGUGUGGCAGUUUGCAGGACUGUCCAAGAGCGUUGCGGCGAUCUGCACGUCCGUCGCGUCCGUCUCGGUGCUCACUCAGCUGACGGAACACAACCUGGAUACGUGGAAGAUGAGCACGUGGCCAGAUUUGAAGCUGCCCGAGCUCAGCCAGGACGAACUGGUGCACAUGGCAUUGAAGCAGCAGUGCUGGCUCACGCUGCUCGCAUUUGCCAAGCAACACCGCAUUGACGAGAACGGAGACGUCCAGCGCCACUUGCAGUACUCGAUGCGAAUGAACGAGUGGGUCGAAGAAAUUGCGACGGCGCCGGCGAUUGCGGAUGAAGCCAAGCUCGUGGGGGUUGUGAUCGCUCUAUUGAAGCGACUUGUGGCGAUGCCAGGGGUCGCCGUGACAUUCAAGCGGGACAUGGUAGCUCGGAUGAGCAAGGCAUGCUGGAGCAUGGGCGAUGCGCGGCAGUUGUCGAAUGGACUGGACGCAGUGCAGCGUGCCAUCGGGUUCACCUUUAUGAACUCGUUUGGAAAGUGAGUGUAUUGGGCGUGUGCGAGCAGAGAGAUGACACGAUGGAUGCAGGUUGAAGCACUCGCCGGAUUUGCAUGUUGCGAUGCUAGCACUGAGUUUAUUUAUGCGGGUGAACUCCCGAAAGAGCGCGGCGCUGCGUCUGGACUUUGGCAUGCCGCUCGAAGUGUCGAGGAAGACAUGGAAGCUGAUCAAAACGAUGGAGAGCAUGACCGAGCGAAAGGAAGUGGUGCAGUGGAGUCUCGGAUUCUGCCAAGAUCCGAAGCGGAGUCUACGUGACCUGGACGAGUAUGUUAGCGUUCUCUUCACGGAGCUGUACCCAGCGCAUGCCUGGUUACUUGAAAUGGUGAAUGCGUAAAUGGAUUCACGAGAUUACAAGUCCUUCUUGUCCUCUUCUUCCGCGGCGUCGGGUGCUUUUUCGUUCGGGUCAGUGCGUUGGGUCGUGAGGACCAAGUGCCACCCGAACUGGGUCUUGACCUUGUGGAUCUUUCCCACCGCUUCUUCGAACACAACCUUGUCGAAUUCAGGCACCAUUUGGCCCCGGCCGAAGCUGCCCAACGCACCACCACCGCGAGAUCCACUGGGGCACUUGCUGUGCGCCUUGGCCAGUUCCGCAAACAGCUUCAACUGCGCUUCCGACCCAUCCGCGGUUUUGUGCAAUUGCGCCAACAAGUCGUCGACCUCGUCUUCCGUGCUCACCAAGAUGUGGCUGGCGCUGGCCGACACGCCACCGCCGCCGCCCCACGACGACACCAUGCUAAAGAUGGCGAAAAGCACCACGGCAGCCAACGCAAUCCACUUCAUGUUCUUUUCGACUUCGCUCCACACGUCCAUGCGAUAUCGCAAAUGAGGGCAGCGUUGCAGCCGC
Aphanomyces invadans is the source of this 8645-nucleotide messenger RNA. RefSeq lists its product as hypothetical. Lineage: Eukaryota; Oomycota; Saprolegniomycetes; Saprolegniales; Verrucalvaceae. The coding region runs from base 47 to 7786 and encodes 2579 amino acids. The record is from RefSeq and is a predicted model, not a curated record. Gene Ontology annotation, cellular component: cytoplasm. The transcript is spliced from 4 exons. Gene Ontology annotation, biological process: autophagosome maturation.